UCUCGCCUGCAGCCCCAAAGCACUGUAUAACAAUGCGUUUCAUCCAUCCUUCUCAACCCAGUUGCCGGUAACACCAGGCAUGGAGGGCGUCUUACAGCGGUUGCGUGGCCAUCUAGCCAAGUCUCAAAGGCUCCCACGGCUACUACAAGAGCACACGGUCCGUCUGGCCUGCUUCACAUUGAUUCUCACCGCAUUCCUCUUCCUCUUGGUCGGUCUAUCUUUGCCAAUUAUCAAGUCAAUCAUAAUUAUCAAAGUAUCAGCAGUAAAUUCUGUUGAUCCCGUCUCGAAUGCAAUUACAGAACUGCAAUUUGGAGUAUGGGGUGUCUGUGCAUUGAGUAUUCUCAAUGGCGUCAAAGCACAAGAAGCAUGCUAUGGCCCACAGUUGGGAUACACCGUUCCUACAAGCAUCUUGUCUCUCGUUGGGCUCUCAUCUAAGCUCGCAAAUAUUGCAGAGACGACCCUCCUGACUAUACUUGUGCUGCAUCUCGUCAGUGCAGCACUCUCGACCGUCGCCUUUGUGUUGUCUCUCUUGCUUCGCUCUCACCUAAUCACAGCAAUCGCACUCGUGAUUGCCAUAAUCACAGCAGUUGUUUCGACUGUUGUUUUGGUUGCGAAUGUUACCCUGGUUGUUGGUAUUAAAGACAACAUCGACUCCCUUUUCCCUGGAGCCGACUUUGCUGUAAGCUUUGGCAAUGGCUUGUGGAUGGUACUAGCGGCGGUGCUUUUGACUUGGAUAGCGGUUAUCAUGCUGUCAGCACAACGACGUUGUCACUGUGGUGUGAGUCAACAUCCCAAACUCAAGGUGCCCAGAUCAGGGAUAUCUGAAAAGGACAGUGCGGAGAAGGUCUUGGUCUAAAAUGGACAAUUCUGCCAUGUGUUUCCAUGUCCGACAAGUUACGAAUACAAUGUCGACGAUCGCAAUGACAGUUCCGCCAAUAUUCUAUAUACAACGCAUACAAAUAGGAGACUACCGAGUGCACGGCGCUUAAGCGAAUCGGGGUCCAUGUGGAGCUCAGGUGGAGCACGCACAGGGAGUCACGCAAAUUGCCUCCGCGGGAUCAAACGUUCCGUCCUUACAUAUGUUAGCAAUUAUUGAUCACAGCAGCAUUCUUAAAUAACAUCUGUA
Molecule: messenger RNA, 1126 nt
Organism: Suillus subaureus
Lineage: Eukaryota; Fungi; Basidiomycota; Agaricomycetes; Boletales; Suillaceae
Exons: 3
Coding region: 80-856 (258 amino acids)
Cellular component (GO): cell division site; growing cell tip; plasma membrane
Source: RefSeq, a predicted model, not a curated record